Molecule: messenger RNA, 1611 nt
Organism: Malassezia globosa CBS 7966
Lineage: Eukaryota; Fungi; Basidiomycota; Malasseziomycetes; Malasseziales; Malasseziaceae
Exons: 1
Coding region: 1-1611 (536 amino acids)
Cellular component (GO): endoplasmic reticulum membrane
Molecular function (GO): phosphatidate cytidylyltransferase activity
Source: RefSeq, a predicted model, not a curated record
AUGACACGCUCAAAGACGAGGUCUGCUGCGCAAGGUCGGUCCAUGCGAGAGGCUGAUGUUACAUCUUUACCAGUGCCAGCAGCUGAGCGUGAGCUGCCAGCUAUACCUGAUGAGACGAACAACACAUUGCAUGGGCGGAAGAAUGCAGGUGAAGGCACCCUUGGCGCAGGGCGCACCAUGACAUUGACUGGUGAUCUCUACGCCAACGCGCAUAGCAAUGAUGACGCCGGGGUCAUUGGACGCACCAUUCCCAUAACAACAACACAAAGUCCAAACAGCGCGGUAAACACAGCAACGACAUACAACAAGCAUCCGGACCAAGCAAUGCGUACGAGCGGGCAGAAAAGUGUCGCCAUGCAGGAGCCGGGUUGCAACGCAGAUCGUAAGGCUUACUGGAAAAAGAUCCAGGAGCGUGUGGUCUUUUCGCUCCUCAUGAUUGCAGGGUUCAUGUUCAUCCUAGUAAUGGGCCCGUCAUACAUGAUUCUUCUCGUGCUUGUGCUUGAAACGCUUGUCUACCGAGAAGUGACAGCACUAUUUAAUGUUCCAGGACAUACCAUAUUAUCGCAGCAGGUACAAAAUGAGGUUGAAGAUGACGAUGAGGGAGAGAGCCAGCGCGAGAGACAAGCUGAAGAGCUCUGGAGCAAGUCACUCAGUUGGUAUUUCUUCGCCGUGUGCAACUUUUUCCUGUACGGCGAGACGCUGGUCUACUACUUUAAGCAUGUUGUCAUGACUGACUCACUGUUCCUUCACUUUGCACGUCAUCACCGCUUCAUCUCUUUUAUGCUUUAUAUGUUUGGUUUCAUGGCGUUCGUGUCGAAUUUGAAACGGCGGAACUUGAAGCAUCAGUUUGCGCUGUUCUGCUGGGUGCAUAUGUCGCUCAUGCUCAUUGUGCUCUCGAGUCACUUCUUAGUCGACAACAUUCUGGAGGGAAUCAUCUGGUUCUGGGUACCAUCGAGUCUGGUCAUUUGCAAUGAUGUCUUCGCCUAUGUGUGCGGUAUGAUGUUCGGUCGUACCCCCCUGAUUAGCUUAAGCCCGAAAAAGACCGUCGAGGGAUUCAUCGGCGCACUGUUAAUCACCCUCGCUUUCUCUUGGUUCUGGGCCGGCUUCUUCCAGCAGUUUGACUACAUGGUGUGUCCGGCGAUGAGCCUUGGCAUGAGCAUGUUUAACCCACCGGAUUGUGAGGUAAACUCUGUGUUUUUGGUCCGUACUACAGCGUUACCAUCAUGGAUCGCCGACAUACUCAGCCAUUUGGUUGGCCGCUCCAUAACCACAUUCUCAUGGACGCCGUUCCAGUGUCAUGCCCUCGUGAUGGCGGCUUUUGCCAGCCUUGUGGCGCCAUUUGGCGGUUUCUUUGCAAGUGGAUUCAAGCGUGCAUUCAAAAUCAAGGACUUUGGUCACAGCAUUCCUGGACAUGGUGGUUUGACUGACCGAUUUGACUGCCAGUUCCUCAUGGGUCUUUUUAGCUACGUCUAUUAUUCCUCUCUUAUCCGCGAUUCACGCAUGAGUGUACAGCUGGUCAUGCAAAUCAUCACUACCCAACUCCCCAUUGCAGACCAGAAACAGCUGCUUCAGCAUCUUAGUUCGUACUUGGUUGACCAGGGCCAGCUAUAG